GCUCGUCCGGGACCCCGCAGCCCGCAGCCAUGGCACCCGGCCAGCUCGCCUUAUUUAGUGUCUCUGACAAAACGGGCCUCGUGGAAUUUGCCAGAAACCUAACUUCUGUUGGUUUGAAUUUGAUCGCUUCUGGAGGGACUGCAAAAGCUCUCAGGGAUGCAGGUCUGGCAGUCAGAGAUGUCUCCGAGCUGACAGGAUUUCCUGAAAUGUUAGGGGGGCGUGUGAAAACCUUGCAUCCUGCAGUCCAUGCUGGAAUCUUGGCUCGUAAUAUCCCAGAAGAUAAUGCUGACAUGGCUAGACUUGAUUUCGAUCUUAUCAGGGUUGUCGUCUGUAAUCUGUAUCCCUUUGUGAAGACAGUGGCUUCUCCAGAUGUAACUGUUGAACAGGCUGUUGAGCAGAUUGAUAUUGGUGGAGUAACCCUCCUGAGAGCAGCAGCCAAAAACCACGCUCGAGUAACAGUAGUAUGUGAACCUGAGGACUAUGUGGCCGUUUGCACAGAGAUGCAGAACUCCGACAGUAAAGACACCUCCUUGGAGACUAGACGCCAGUUAGCCUUGAAGGCUUUCACUCAUACAGCACAAUAUGAUGAAGCGAUUUCAGAUUACUUCAGGAAACAGUAUAGUAAAGGAAUAUCUCAGAUGCCCUUGAGGUAUGGAAUGAAUCCUCACCAAACUCCUGCCCAGUUAUAUACGCUGAAGCCCAAGCUUCCCAUCACAGUUCUAAAUGGAGCCCCUGGAUUUAUAAACUUGUGUGAUGCUUUGAAUGCCUGGCAGCUGGUGAAGGAACUCAGAGAAGCUUUAGACCUUCCUGCUGCUGCCUCUUUCAAACAUGUCAGCCCAGCAGGUAAAGCACUGCUUUCUGAAUGGGCUGAUAGGAUGUCUUCAUUUGGUGACUUUAUCGCAUUAUCUGAUAUUUGUGAUGUCCCUACUGCCAAAAUUAUCUCCAGAGAGGUAUCUGAUGGUAUCGUCGCCCCAGGAUAUGAAGACGAAGCUUUGAAAAUACUUUCUAAAAAGAAAAACGGGAGCUACUGUGUUCUUCAGAUGGACCCAUCUUACAGUCCAGAUGAAAACGAAGUUCGAACUCUCUUUGGUCUUCGUUUAAGUCAGAAGAGAAAUAAUGGUGUCAUUGACAAGUCAUUGUUUAGCAAUGUUGUGACCAAGAAUAAAGAUUUGCCAGAGUCUGCGCUCAGAGACCUCAUUGUAGCCACCAUUGCUGUGAAGUACACGCAGUCUAACUCCGUGUGCUAUGCCAAGAAUGGUCAGGUUAUUGGCAUUGGAGCAGGACAGCAGUCUCGAAUACACUGCACACGCCUUGCAGGGGAUAAGGCGAACUACUGGUGGCUUAGACAUCAUCCACAAGUGCUUUCAAUGAAGUUUAAAACUGGAGUGAAGAGAGCAGAAAUCUCCAAUGCCAUUGAUCAGUAUGUUACUGGAACCAUUGGUGAGGAUGAAGAUUUGGUAAAGUGGAAGGCAUUGUUUGAGGAAGUCCCUGAACUGCUAACUGAAGCAGAGAAGAAAGAAUGGGUUGACAAACUUAAUGAAGUUUCUAUCAGCUCUGAUGCCUUCUUUCCUUUCAGAGAUAACGUAGACAGAGCUAAAAGGAGCGGCGUGGCAUACAUUGCUGCUCCUUCUGGUUCUGCUGCCGACAGAGUUGUGAUAGAGGCUUGUGAUGAACUGGGAAUAAUUCUCGCUCAUACGAAUCUUCGGCUCUUUCAUCACUGA
Messenger RNA from Puma concolor (puma), 1721 nucleotides. The record is from RefSeq and is a predicted model, not a curated record. Lineage: Eukaryota; Metazoa; Chordata; Mammalia; Carnivora; Felidae.